AUGCCUCAGAAAUUGACUGUCGCUGUGGCCCAGGCCCGGACCCGUUCGGAUGUACAAUCUACUCUUGCUGCACUGAAGCGCAUCACAGCUCACAGUGCAUCUCGUGGUGUCCAAUUGAUUCUGUUUCCCGAAGCCUAUCUAGGUGGUUAUCCCCGUACCUGUGACUUUGGUGCUGCAGUUGGUGCGCGAGCUCCUCAUGGCCGUGAUCAAUUCCUGCAGUAUUUCCAAUCUGCGGUGGAUCUCGGCGAUACUCCCGCUGGAGCUGGUGAUGACUGGGUUGAGCGUAAGCUGCCCACAGCUCCGGGCAAGAACUAUCGUGGAGAUGGAACGAGAGAGUUCCUUGAGCAGGUUGCGCAGGAGACUGGAGUUUUCAUUGCUACUGGAUUGAUUGAGAAGGCUGGUGGUACUCUGUACUGUUCUAUGGUAUUUGUUGACCCCUCACGGGGUAUUCUUGGCAAGAGACGGAAGGUCAUGCCGACUGCCUCGGAACGCUUGGUCUGGGGUCAGGGCUCAGCGUCGAGCUUGAAAGCGAUUACCACUGAGAUUAAUGGUGUAAGACUCACAAUCGGUGGUGCUAUCUGCUGGGAGAACUUCAUGCCUCUUCUUCGACAGAGUCUGUACUCUCAGAAUGUGAAUCUUUAUCUCGCGCCUACAGCUGAUAGUCGCGACACUUGGCUUCCACUCAUGCGAACCAUUGGUGGUGAAGGUCGUACUUUUGUCCUCUCAUCAAACCAGUGUGUACGCUACAACGAACUGCCGUCAUGGAUCAAAGAUAAUGCCUCUCCAGAAGAUGCUGCUGCUGAUGCGUCGCGGUAUAUUUCUCGAGGUGGUUCUUGCAUUGUCGGCCCCCUUGGAGAGGUUCUUGGAGGUCCAAUCUGGGAGGUUUGUCCUGACGAUAGCCUCGAUGCCUCUGAGGAUUCCAACCCUGAGGAUCUUGAUGGAUUGGUCAUCUCCGAGAUCGAUAUGGAGGACUGUGAGCGCGGGAGACUUGACCUCGAUGUUGCGGGUAGCUAUUCUCGACCCGAUGCAUUCAAGUUCUCCGUAGAGGGACUCGACCUGAACCCUCCGCCUUUCUAG
This is a messenger RNA of Penicillium malachiteum, 1077 nucleotides long. RefSeq names its product nitrilase. NCBI's taxonomy places the organism in Eukaryota, Fungi, Ascomycota, Eurotiomycetes, Eurotiales, Aspergillaceae. The transcript has 3 exons. Bases 1 to 1077 code for a protein of 358 amino acids. The record is from RefSeq and is a predicted model, not a curated record. Gene Ontology annotation, molecular function: catalytic activity.